Molecule: messenger RNA, 1095 nt
Organism: Stylonychia lemnae
Lineage: Eukaryota; Ciliophora; Spirotrichea; Sporadotrichida; Oxytrichidae
Source: the annotation of a GenBank genome assembly
AUGGAUUAUCAGGACUAAACUUUUAACAAUGAUCGUAGUUUUUCAGUCCUUAAAAAACCAGUGCUAGAAUAUUAAAGAAAUACCUAUAAUGAGCAAGAAAACAUAGGGAAUUAGUUUUAAGAGACAGAAAGUAAUCUGAACACAUUUGAAAAUGAUGACUCUUAGGGACCAGAAUAGUUUUAAAACUCAUAGUAGAACCCAUACUCUAAUAGCAGUGCCCAACCACUUUAGUCAAAGGGAAAUAGAUCAAAGUAAACCAGAAAAAACAGCAAGAUUAUUCCACUAAGAGAUAUAUCAAAUGCUACUGAUCCUGAUAAGUAUGAAAUUAAUAUCUUGAAUGAUCUGAUCUAUCCUAUUGAUACUGAUAGUCUAAGCUAGAAAAUGAAUUAAAGACAAAGUAAGUUAAGAGAUCCUGAUCAGUUAUUCUAAGCUGAAAUGAGUUCGAGCCCGAAAGCAGAGCCUAGAUAGUCUUAUACCUAAAAAACUGGAAAAUAAUUAGAGAGUUAGGUUUUAGAAUCACGUUCAUCUGAAUUGAGUAAAGGUGAUAAAAGGAAAUAAUUAGUUUUAUCAAUAUUAAAUGUUACUCUAGAAACCUAUAACAUCAAUCAUACUCUAACAGCAGAAGAAUUUUAUGAUCUACUCGAUCCACAAUAGCUUAAAAUAUUUGCUACUAAUAUUGAGAAAUCUUUCAUCUAACAAUUUGAUAGACAAAAUCUGAAUAGAAUUCCAUUUGAAAUGUCUAGCUAUGAACCAUAAGAUAAUUGUUUUAUGCUCGAUCUAGGGCAUUACCCUUUAACACCUUUUCUAAAUCCAAAAGUUGCAAACGAGAAAAAUGAAAAUACAAAGUAGUUGAGAAAGUUUGAUUUUUUCUAUCCUCCUUAAGAUAGAGAUGAUCUCAUAGUAGUUUUACACAAAGAAUGUUCAUCUCAAUUCGCAUUGUCUGAUUAGAAUGAAGAGUCAUAACUCUUGACUUAUAAUAGCUUCGAUAAACAGAUAUUACAAGACAUAUUAACUUAAGGCAAGACCGGGCUUUCUAGGAAAGUGGAUAGAAUUCCAUUCAGCUAGUCCUUACUCUUAGGCAUUACCCUGAACUGA